Chanos chanos (milkfish) is the source of this 1347-nucleotide messenger RNA. It is a transcript of the gene nthl1, whose product is annotated as nth-like DNA glycosylase 1. Gene Ontology annotation, molecular function: DNA binding; oxidized pyrimidine nucleobase lesion DNA N-glycosylase activity; DNA-(apurinic or apyrimidinic site) endonuclease activity. The record is from RefSeq and is a predicted model, not a curated record. The transcript is spliced from 6 exons. NCBI's taxonomy places the organism in Eukaryota, Metazoa, Chordata, Actinopteri, Gonorynchiformes, Chanidae. Gene Ontology annotation, cellular component: nucleus. The coding region runs from base 1 to 1347 and encodes 448 amino acids. Gene Ontology annotation, biological process: base-excision repair; base-excision repair, AP site formation; nucleotide-excision repair.
AUGUCUUCCCCUUAUUUUACUGCAAGUGACUGUUCAGCUAUCGCUUCAAGAGACGGAAAGUCGUUACGGCGUAACGGUGGUCUUCUGGCCAUGAGAUCCCGAAUGGUGAAAGACGCUGCUUUAAUGAGUAAAGCUGUUCAGGUAAAAGAAGAAACUGAGGACCAGAGCAUCUCUGAAGUUGCAUCUCAUCCUGAACAGACCCCCACAAACACGUCAGUUGCAGGAUCCACUGUGGCUAACUGCAGUCAACCAAUCCCAAUCACCGAACCCAAGGCAGAGGCGGAGGGUGAGAACACCCCUUUACUGUCUCCACGGAAACCGAGGAGGGGGCGCGUGAAGGUGGAGUAUGAGGAGGGGGAGGAGUCAGGUCCUAAAAAGGAACGCUGGGAGCCGGCCGAUUGGAGGAGGCAGCUGGAGUUUAUCCGGGAGAUGAGAAGCGCCAGGGACGCCCCGGUGGAUCACAUGGGGGCGGAGAAGUGCUACGACACAGCCGCUUCGCCUGAGGUGAUGCGGUACCAGGUGCUGAUCUCUCUGAUGUUGUCCAGUCAGACUAAAGACCAGGUGACUGGUGCAGCCAUGCAGAGACUGAGAGCGCAUGGCCUCACCGUGGAGUCUGUCCUUAAAAUGGACGAGGAUACACUGGGAAAGCUCAUUUACCCUGUGGGCUUCUGGAGGACGAAGGUGAAGUACAUUAAACAGACCACGGCAAUGAUCCAGCAGGAGUGCGGGGGAGACAUUCCCAACACCGUGGAGAGGCUGGUGCGUCUGCCGGGUGUUGGCCCUAAAAUGGCCCACCUGGCCAUGGACAUAGCCUGGAACACCGUCUCUGGCAUCGGGGUGGACACACACGUUCAUCGGAUCUCAAACAGGCUGGGAUGGACACGGGCCGAGACCAAAAACCCAGAGGAGACUCGGCGAGCCUUGGAAGACUGGUUACCAAGGGAGCUGUGGAGCGAGAUUAACUGGUUGUUAGUGGGUUUUGGUCAACAGGUGUGCUUACCAGUGAACCCUCUCUGCUCCACCUGUCUAAACCAGCACACCUGUCCCUCUGCUCACCGUGUCUCCCCCUCCAAAAAGGCCAAACUGGGCUCCCCAAAGUCACCCCGGUCCCCUCCUAACCCCCAGAAAAGCCCAAGAGUCAAAGCCCAAAGUUCUCCACCAGCAGGGGGCGUAAAAGAGGAACCACCUCCGACGGUUCCUGUUUCAUCCCCGACUCCUGAAAAACAAGUGAAAAGCAAGACGGAGCCUAAAGAAGAACCUCUCUCUGUCCCCGUCUCGUCUCGGACAAGAGCAACGAGGUCUAAAGCAAAGAGUGGUUCUUUAUUGCCAGGGACCAAACCGAAAUAA